Onychomys torridus (southern grasshopper mouse) is the source of this 1438-nucleotide messenger RNA. RefSeq names its product hydroxysteroid dehydrogenase like 1 (gene Hsdl1). The transcript is spliced from 5 exons. The record is from RefSeq and is a predicted model, not a curated record. The coding region runs from base 91 to 1083 and encodes 330 amino acids. NCBI's taxonomy places the organism in Eukaryota, Metazoa, Chordata, Mammalia, Rodentia, Cricetidae.
UAGCGGACCUGCGACGGAGUCCCGGGCGGCGGCUGCGCGGACUGGCGGCGGGACGGACUUCGGAGACCGCGCCGCUUGCUGCAGGUUACCAUGGCUGCCGUUGACAGCUUCUACCUCUUGUACAGGGAAAUUGCCAGGUCUUGCAAUUGCUAUAUGGAAGCACUGGCCUUGGUGGGAGCCUGGUACACAGCCAGAAAGAGCAUCACGGUCAUCUGUGACUUCUACAGCCUGGUCAGGCUGCACUUCAUCCCUCGCCUGGGGAGCAGGCCCGACCUCAUCAAGCAGUAUGGAAGAUGGGCUGUCGUCAGUGGGGCCACAGAAGGCAUUGGGAAGGCCUAUGCUGAGGAGUUAGCGAGCCAUGGACUCAACAUCAUCCUGAUCAGCCACGAAGAAGAGAAGCUGCAGGCGGUGGCCAAGCACAUAGCUGACACCUACAGGGUGGAGACAGUUGUCAUGGUAGCAGACUUCAGCAGAGGCCGGGAGAUUUAUGCUCCAAUCCGAGAAGCCCUGAGAGACAGAGACAUUGGCAUCCUGGUGAAUGACAUGGGUGCAUUCUACCCCUAUCCCCAGUAUUUCACCCAGAUUCCUGAGGACACGCUCUGGGACAUUGUGAAUGUGAACAUUGCGGCUGCAAGCUUGAUGGUCCACAUAGUGCUUCCGGGAAUGGUGGAGAGAAAGAAGGGUGCCAUUGUCACAGUGUCUUCUGGCUCCUGCUGCAAGCCCACACCGCAGCUGGCUGCCAUUUCUGCAUCCAAGGCCUAUCUGGACCACUUCAGCCGAGCCCUGCAGUAUGAGUAUGCCUCUAAAGGGAUCUUCGUGCAGAGUCUGAUCCCCUUCUACGUGACCACCAGUGUGACUUCACCUGGCAGCUUCCUGCACAGAUGCCCGUGGCUAGCACCUUCGCCAAGAGUGUAUGCACAGCAUGCGGUGUCGACCCUGGGCAUUUCGAAAAGGACCACAGGCUACUGGUCCCACUCCAUUCAGUUUCUUUUCGCACAGUAUAUGCCUGAGUGGCUCUGGGUGUGGGGAGCAAACCUCCUCAACCGCUCCCUACGGAAAGAGGCCUUAUCCUGCCAAGCCUGAAUCUGGAAGCUCGGGAGAAGCUGGGCCAAGCCACAGUAACCUGCAGUAUUCUGGCAUUUGGAAAACACAUUUAGUUCACCUGCAUAUUGUCUCUUUCUGAGUACCUAGUGUGUUGCCAUCUUUCACGAGGCCGACUUUCAGUCUGUGAGAAAACCUCAGGGACCACACGGGUGGCCCAGGGCACGAAGCCUGAGAACAGAAGGGAAGGCUUCCCUAGCAGUUAGAAUGGCCAGCUCCUGUAAGGGAAAACACCUGUUUUCCUCUUCUAGGUGAUUAUACUAUUGGCUUUCAAGUGUUCAUCACACUGGGCAUAGUGGCUCAUGCCAUUAAUCCCAGCACUCGGGAGGUGGAGACA